Messenger RNA from Seriola aureovittata, 9385 nucleotides. RefSeq names its product valosin containing protein (p97)/p47 complex interacting protein 1 (gene vcpip1). Lineage: Eukaryota; Metazoa; Chordata; Actinopteri; Carangiformes; Carangidae. Gene Ontology annotation, biological process: protein K48-linked deubiquitination; Golgi reassembly; protein ubiquitination. The coding region runs from base 153 to 3689 and encodes 1178 amino acids. Gene Ontology annotation, molecular function: cysteine-type deubiquitinase activity. The record is from RefSeq and is a predicted model, not a curated record. The transcript is spliced from 3 exons.
GAAAAAAACAGCCGCUUCCGUGUUGUUCUUGUGUUAUUUUGGUUAAUAACUGUCGUUAGCGGGGUCCCGGCUCGUCUGACGGUCUCGCCGGAGUGUGAUUAUCAUGGUUUUGUGAAGCUGACACACAGUUUCAGCUUUUUCUUCCACCCGAAAUGUCGCUGCUACAGAGCUCAAAGAAAAAAGACAAGCGUAUUUUGUCUGGUACCUGCCCAGACCCGAAAUGUCAGGCGAGGCUGUUCUUCCCCGCUCACGGCUCCGUUAGCAUCGAGUGCACCGAGUGUGGUCAACGCCACGAACAGAAGAACCUGCUCAACGUCGAAGAAGUGACGGAUCCAGAUGUUGUGCUUCACAAUCUGCUCAGAAACGCCCUGCUCGGCGUCACCGGGGCCCCGAAGAAAGGGACGGAGCUGGUGAAGGUAAUGGGGCUUUCUAAUUACCACUGCAAGCUCCUGUCCCCGGUGCUCACCAGGUACGGUAUGGAUAAACAAACCGGCAAAGCCAAGCUGCUGAGGGAAAUGAACCAAGGGGAGAUGUUUGACUGCUCGCUCCUGGGGGACAGAGCUUUCCUGAUUGAGCCGGACCAUGUGUCCACCAUGGGUUACGGUAAGGACCGGUCAGGGAGCCUCAUAUACCUGCAUGACACUCUGGAGGAGGUUAAGAAAGCCAAUGGUAACAGAGAGUGUCUCAUUCCGGUCCACGUGGAUGGAGACGGGCACUGCCUGGUCCACGCCGUGUCCAGAGCGCUGGUGGGCAGAGAACUGUUCUGGCAUGCCCUGAGAGAGAACCUCAAACAGAACUUCAAGCAGAACCUGGACCGCUACAAGGCCCUGUUCCAGGAUUUCAUUGACGCCGCAGAGUGGGAGGACAUCAUCAACGAGUGCGACCCCCUGUUCAUCCCACCUGAAGGCGUGCCGCUUGGACUGCGCAACAUACACAUAUUUGGUUUGGCCAACGUCCUCCACCGACCCAUAAUCCUGUUGGACUCCCUGAGCGGGAUGAGGAGCUCCGGGGAUUACUCAGCCACCUUCCUGCCCGGGCUGGUGGCCGAGGAGCAGUGCCGGGGGAAAGACGGCAAGCUCAACAAACCCAUCUGCAUCGCCUGGAGCAGCUCCGGCAGGAACCACUACAUCCCUCUGGUGGGAAUCAAGAACACGGUGCUGCCCAAGCUCCCGGCCCGCCUGCUGCCGAAGGCGUGGGGCGUCCCUCAGGAGCUCAUCAGGAAGUACAUCAAGCUGGAACCGGACGGGAGCUGCGUGAUCGGAGGCGACCGCAGCCUGCAGGAUAAAUAUCUGAUGAGGCUGGUCAACGCCAUGGAGGAGGUGUUCAUGGAGAAGCACAACAUCCACCCGUCACUGGUGGCUGACGUGCACCAGUACGUCUACAGGCGGACCGGUGUGAUCGGAAUCCAGCCCGAGGAGGUGACUGAGGCAGCCAAGAAGUCGAUGAUGGAGAACCGGCUUCACCGCUGCCUGAUCUGUGGCGCCCUCUCUGAGCUCCACGUGCCGCCGGAGUGGCUGGUUCCUGGUGGGAAGCUCUACAACUUGGCCAAGUCCACACACGGCCAGCUGCGGCCAGACAAGAAUUACAGCUUCCCCCUCAAUAAUGUGGUCUGCUCUUAUGACCCCCAGAGAGACGUCCUCAUCCCAGACUACAAACUGAGCUCCCUCAACACCUGCAACUGGUGUCACGGGACGUCGGUCCGUCACAUCCGCGGCAACGGGUCGGUGGUUUACCUGGACGGGGACAGAACCAACACCCGCUCCCAGGGGGGGAAGUGUGGAUGUGGCUUCAAGCAUUACUGGGAGGGAAAGGAAUAUGACAACCUCCCCGAGGCCUUCCCCAUCACACUGGAGUGGGGGGGUCGGGUGGUGCGAGAGACUGUGUACUGGUUCCAGUAUGAGACUGACACAGCGUUGAACAGCAAUGUGUAUGAUGUGGCUAUGAAACUGGUCACCAAGCACUUCCCGGGGGAGUUUGGCAGCGAGAUCCUGGUGCAGAAAGUGGUCAACACCAUCCUGCAUCACACCGCCAAGAAGAACCCGGACGAGUACAACCCGGUGUCCAUCGACGGGGCUCACGUCCAGCGUCUCACCGACACCGCAGACACUCAUCAGGUGGCGGACCCCCAGCCGCCCACCAAGAUCAUCCUGACUGGUCAGAAAGCAAAGACGCUCCACAAAGAGGAGCUGACGAUGAGCCGGGCAGAGCGCAGCAUCCAGCAGAGCAUCAGCGAGCAGGCCUUCGUCAGUCAGAAGCGACGGACUGACAAGCUGAAGCAGGAGCAGAAAGGACACGGCCGGGCGUCCUCCCCCAGCGGGUCUCCAGAAACCUCUUCCUCUUCUGCUCCGGCCACGCCCACCAAGUCCUCCUCCCCCUCCUCGUCCUAUAAGGAGAAGAAGAUCCGUGUGACCACCAGUGACGGCAGGCAGGCCAUGCUGACCCUGCAGGCCCACACCACCUUCUCAGAGCUGCAGAGGAGCAUUGCCAACCAAUUUGGCGUGCCGCCGGCGCAGCAGUGCAUCCGCUACGGCUUCCCGCCCAAAGAGCUGGCCCCUCCAAAGGACAGCGAGGAGAACGAGCCCGUGGCGCUGCAGCACGGUGACAGGGUAACGGUGGAGAUCCUGAAGGGCCCUGAGGACAAGAGCCCCGCGGCCUCCAUCCCUCGAGCCUCCAGCUCGCACUCCGCCCUGCACUCGGUGAAGAGUGAGGACGCCGUGACGUCCGGCAGGAUGAGCAGCCGGGAACUCCAGGACAGCAUCGACCUUGAGAUGUCCUCCCUCUGUCUCCUAGCAACCUUGAUGGGUGAGGAUGUUUGGUCGUAUGCAAAGAAGCUGCCGCACUUAUUCCAGCAGGGCGGCGUCUUCUACAACAUCGUCAAGAAAGACAUGGGCCUGAUGGACGGGAAACACUGCACGCUGCCUCACCUGACGGGGAAAACGUUUGUUUAUAACGCAGCAGAGGAGCGUCUGGAGCUCUGUGUCGACACCGCAGGUCACUUUCCUGUCGGCCCUGAUGUGGAGGAGCUGGUGAAGGAGGCGCUGGUGCAGCUGCGUUCAGAGGCAGCCACAAGGGGCAGCAGAGAGGGGAGCCCGUCACAUGGCGUGCUGCGGCUGGGUAGCGGUGGCGUGGUCCGUAAGAAGGAGCAGCUGCAGAGCGUCACCGCCUUCCAGGGUAAAGGUCACUCUCUGGGCAGUGCCGGUGGCUCCUCCCCUCCGGAGCACAGGCCUAUCACGCGCCAGCACAGCAGUGGCGUGGAUCUGAGCGCCAGCGUGUCCAGAGGCCCCCCGGACCUGUCGGACAUCCCCGAGGACACCACCAGGGAGCUGGUUCGCAUGGCACCCGGCUUUGUCACCAUGAAGGACGGGCGCGGUCUGGACCCCAGCCUGAUGGAGCAGCAGCGGAGGAAGCUGCAGGAGAUGGUCUCCUCCAUCCAGGCUUCCAUGGAACGCCACCUGAGAGAGCAGCAGAGCGCCGCUGCCGCCGCCGCAGGGGGCGGGGCCAGCCAGGAGCGGACAGGCGGGACUAAGACAGGUGCGGGCCAAUCAACAUCCACACCGAGCCACGAACCUCCAGCUGCAGCAGGCGUCUCGUCAGCUGACAAACCAGAGGGGAAGGCAGAGGAGCUGGAGGAGAUGGAGAGCCAGGACGCCGGGCAGAGCAACACCACCGAACCCAUGGAUCACUCCUGAUCACUCCAGACCCCCAGCACCGCCCCCCGCCCCGCCCUCACCCGCCUGGCCAGCAUCUGUGGGUCGUAACGCCUCAGGUCGGAUCCUAAAGCUUUUGGUCUUCAUCGUGUUUCGUUGUCUUUACUGCAUGACUCCAAAGCGGGCCGACCGUCCUCGCCUCGCCGCACACUCGGGGCGGGACAUUUACCGACAAGGCGAUAUAUUGUGACACACUGUCUGCGAUACAUCAUUGAUGCGCUCACACCACUACCACAGUUCUGUUGCAGUACUGAAGCUGUUGCUGUGUGUGUUUAAACUCUAUGCACUUUGGUACACAGCCCCUCACCACAGCUUGUGAUUGAUUCCUGCGUUUAACAGAAAUUAUUUUUCAUUUAAUGAUAUGUUUUUUUUUUAGUUGAUGAUGUAUCAUAAACGACUGUCUUACAAUAUAUCGCAGAGUCUCUAGUUUGGUGACAGACUUGUAUCUCUCGCCCUGCAGACGUCUCACCCUCUCGCUAUAAACACCCAGCGAUAUCCGAGGAGGAGAAACUACUCGUGUGUGAGACGCGUUCCUGUAGAUAGAAAAGUCCUCUGAGUCUUAAUCUGCCACCAGGGAGGAGAGUUGCUGGUCGCCAGCGGCGUAACGUCCUGCAAACAUGCUUCCAUCAACGUGCACGCUCCGAGACGUGCACCAGCCUCUGUACGCAUCAACGCCUUCAUCACCGAAAUCUGCUUUUCCACCGUCCGUCUGUCUGAGGGCCGCAGGGAGAACUCUGGAUCUGUGUUUGCUCGACUGUCUGAUGCCUUCGCAUAAAGUUUUGCGCCCCCCCCCCCCCCCCCCCCCCCCCCCCCCCCAUGGUCACAAUUUAAAUUCAACAUUUAAUCCAGCUUCAGACCGACCUGUGCCACCUAUAGGCCAGUGACAGCUGCUGCAGUUUUGACACGUGUGCCACCUGCAGGUAAAAAGUCUCACUGUGUUUUUUUUUUUCCGUUUUAUUUUUCACAUAUAAAGCCUCUAAAAUGUUGUUUUUGUUUCCGCUCCACACGGCGUAACGUCACGUGUCCACUAUCCACAGAUUGAUCGGCCGAUAAGUAACAAGCGUCAGCACUGAAAUGCCAAAGAUAUGUUUCUUUAACAACCCGACGCAUUGACAAGUUUAUUUUUACACUUUAAAAUAACCUUUAAAUUACAUUGUAUGGCCACAGCCCUUUUUAAAAAGACAGCAGGUCAGACUCUAGUUUGUUACACAGAUGCCAAACAGAAAUGAUUAAUGUAGCUUGACUUAGUUUGAUUUCUUACUCUGAAUACUAGAGCUGUAAACUUUGGUUUUAUUAAAAUCCAUAAUGUGUAUAAGUAGAGCAGUAGACUCAGAUGACUGAUAAUUAAUAUGAUCAACAUUUGUCUGAUGGUCAAGUGCCUGGAAAAUCUUCAUUUUGAAGCCCAAUUCAGCCAUAAGCUGAAAUGUGCUUAAAUUAGAGUAUUUAAUAUCCUGUAGAGGUUAGUGUUACACAGUGACGUUCCUGUUGAUUGUGUAAAAACCACAAACACUCUGAGAAACACCCUCCUUACCUGCAUGUGGCACUAUUUUCAACUUGCAGCGCCUGUCUUUAAAUUUAAACAGCUCAGCAUUUUGUCAAAAUAAAGCAUUUUUUUAGGAAACAAACUAUAAGAAUUUGGAAGAAAAUGUGUUGCACAGUGAAAGGUUGCUGAGCAGAAGUGACUUAUGGUCUGUAAAGGUCUUGCAGGUGUGUUGAACUGGUCUGAUAAUGAGUAAACGGCCCCCUCGUGUGGAGAAACUCUCAAAGUUAUAAAGCUGAUGAAUGCAGCGCUUCACAUCGUUAAGCAAAAAAAUUUGUCGACUAAUUAGUCAUUAAACUCCUGGUUUACUAAAUACCCAAAUAUCAAAGUGCUGAUGAUUUCCUUAAUUAAAGACAACCCAUCAUUUAUUUCACUGUUUUUACAAAAGUAACAUUUUUACCUUUAAAUGUAAGUAAAACAUUUAAAGGUAGGCAGGAGAAUGAUGAUGAUGAUCAUGGUGAUGAUGAAGAACUUAUUUUCUUUUUCUUUGCUCUUAAUGUAUGGUCACGUUGCCCCUCCCCCACCCUGCUCUCAGCCCUGAAACAGGAAGUGAUGUCAUGGUUAUGACGAUCAGAGCGAUCACAAACUGUAAGUCAGUUUGUUGUUGUGCUAAAUAUGUUGACAAAAAACGCUAGAAUAAAAACAUUAAUCUCCAUGCGUAUCAAAGUCCCUCAUGCGGGCUUGAACAAAAGUGAACAGGAGGCUGAGCAGAGGAGGUGUCAUGUGACCAUUCACUGGCUCAGUCGUUGCUUUAUGUUUGAAACCUCCUAUUUUAAAAAGCAGAAUACGACCAAAGAUAAACCAGGUUCAAGUUUUCAGUCCAGUUCAAAAAAACAGUUUUUGGAUCUGAUAUUUGGUAAAGGAAACUCCCCCACAGGCCUUUGUGUUUCUGUCCUAUGCAAAAUCUUCACUGGACUUCCAAAAAAACAAUGAUCUCAGUUUGGAGUUUAUGAGAUCCACCAGCUGAAGCUGAAGGUGACGCUGAAGCUGACGCUGAAGCUGACGCUAAAGCUGAAGCUGAUGCUGAAGGUGACGCUGAAGCUGAAGGUGACGCUGAAGCUAAAGGUGACGCUGAAGGUGACGCUGAAGCUGAAGGUGACGCUGAAGCUAAAGGUGACGCUGAAGCUGAUGCUAAAGCUGAAGCUGAUGCUGAAGGUGACGCUGAAGCUAAAGGUGACGCUGAAGGUGACGCUGAAGCUGACACUGAAGCUGAAGCUGAAGCCAACAGAUCCAACAGUCCUGCAGUAAAUCCUGCUCCAUGACGGAUCCAGCUAUAUGCUCAUUCUAGAGGAUGGAGUUUUAGGAUUAGGAUUUAUUCCAGGGCAGUUGUAUUAAAAUGAUGAUGAAUGAUCCCUCAUAAACUGCUAAUUGAGUGUGUAUACAUAUGAGAAUUGUACCUUCCUGUUGGCUUUGACUCACCACUGGGCGGCACUACUGCAGAGGGUAGUGUGUUAAAUUUCCACAGGAAACGUCUCCUGUUCUGGUGGCAUUGAAAACAGAUUAUUUUUACUUUUUGUUGUAUUUUAUUUUAUUUUCUCUAAAGUUCUGCAGCCAAAGUAUGGAGUCAUAGGAGUGCUAUAAAAAAAAUAUGAAACAGAAUAAGAAAAUAAAUUUGGAAACAGGAGUAAAUAAAUAAUAAUAGAUAAUAUAAAUAAAUAUAGUAAAUACAUAAGAAAUGAAUUAAAAAUGUGGCAAUAUAAACAGAAAUAAAUAAAGCUUCAAGGGAAAGCAAAGGCAACAAGUGAAAAGCAUUUUUUUGUCUUUUAUUUAUUUCUCUUUAUAUUUCCACCUUUUUUAUUGACUUAUUUAUUCUUUUAUUUAUCUCUGCUUUUAUUUCCACAUUUAUUUUCUUCUUUUUUUUUUUUUUUAUAGAUUUAUUCUUUUUUUAGCACUCCUAUGAUUCCAUAUCCUCCACAGAAAACGUUCAUCACUGCAACGAGACGAGCGAACAAACAAACAGCUGCCGUCUUCAUGAGCGUCUGAUCACAGUUUGAAAGGUUCUCAUGUUCUCCUCAUGAAACAUCAGUUUUAAAACGGCUUCCCUCCGUUUGUGCCUCUUCUCAUUUUGAGUUUUUAUUCAGAUUUUAGACAUUUUUCACACCUCUUCUCAUGAAGCUCUCCUGGUUUGGGUGUUUUAGUUCCAGUGCAGUGAAAUCUUCGUUUCUGCAGCACACGAUAAAAUUUAAGAGAAUAAAUUGAUGCUGUUACAACACGACAACCAACCAACCGGCACACUGACUGUGAGCCAGACCUGAUCCCCAGCAGCAGUGCUGGACCUCACUGAGGCUCUGGUGUCUGAAUGAGAGUAAAAUCUCUGCAGCAGGUUCAACAUCAGGAGGAAAGACUGAAGCCAGGAGAGUGGAGGCUGUUAGAGCAGCAGGUUCAUGAAGUGGUUUCACUUUCACAACUGGCUGAAACGCAGUGUAUGUUUCCUCAGGUGUUCAGAGAUGUAGAAACUUCAUGUAUUUCACUUUUCCUGUGUAAAAAAAAAAAAGCUUGUUGCUUCUUAAAGGGCAGCAGCAUGAGAGAGUUUUGCCCUCAUUAAUACACUUUGGUUUUACUACACAACUUCAGUGUUGUGAUGAUUUGAAUUCUGAUUUCUACCUGCUAAGGAUUUGUCAACCAAUCUCUGCAAACUGUGCAUUUUAUUACAUUAGGAAAAGUGCAACAGUUCAAGCCCAGGUUGGCUCUUUUGGGCUGGAAUUGUUCUUUCUUUCCUAAAUGUAAUAAAGCAGAAACAGUGUUGCAUGUUUCUGGGAGGCAAUUGGACGGUUAAAGUUGUUUCAAUUCAGCACCACUAGAAAUGACAAGAAAUAGCAGCUUAUAUCUAUGAUUCAUCAAAGUAAAAGUCCCACAUUUUAAAAUGAGGAUGUAAUAAGAGGCCGGACAGUUUUAGAGCUGCUGCUUUGGAAAUCAGUGUUGUGUGAUUCAUGAGGAGGCCAUGAUUCUUCAGGUACCUUCUGAAGUUGUGAUUAGUUGCUCAUAAAGACCUCUGCAUUUUUUCUUACAGCGUAGUUUGUGGUUUUUCCCUCCACACUUGAUCAUGUCUCAGUCUCGAUCCAGAGCAGGGCGUCACGUGAACCACAGCGACGUUCAGCUUCCAGAGGCCUGAACCCUAAAACUCGUUUAAAGGAAUAGUCUGACAUGUUGGGAAAUACGCUGGCUGGAGACUUCCAUUGUCUGGUUGAGCUCAGGAAUUAGCAGCAACAUCUUGUUUGUUUAAUCGGGACAAGUUGUGAAUUUACGGGGUGGGGGGGGUUUCUGCCACACUGUAGACUUCAUGCUAAACUAAGUCGUUCUGUGCUAAAGAGACAAGAGAGUGGUAUCAAUCUGAACAUCUAAUCCUCAGCAAGAAAGUGAAUGAACUGUUCCUUUAAAAUGGCGAGACUGAAAGUCAGUUUACACUUUUGUUGCCAACAAAAGGUUUUUCCACAUCUGCAUGUUCUUGAAAUGACAUGGUGUUGAUGGAGCAACCGAUCGUCAGGCCUUAAAAUCACUUUGUUUUACACUGAGGUUCUUUCUGUUUUACUUUUAACUGUGUCAGUUUUACCUCAAUCAAACUCCAUUUAUUUAAACUUAAAUCCUCAUGUUUGACUUUCAAAAUCUCCUUGACCUAUUUCGUUUUCUGGUUUUUGGCAAAAAAAAAAAAAUUCUCAAUCUCAGUCUCAACAUGUGAUUCACAAUCCUUCUGUUUUUCAUUGCUCUGAGGUUUAUUUUUGCUGUUGAGGCGAACAAAUGUAAGACUUAGCACUUUGUUGGAGAAGAAGAGGGAAUGUUAGCGUAGCAGAUUCACAUUAGCUGAACAUAUGUCAGUCAGAGAGGAAACCGGUCGGCGGAACAAAUCAGAAAGAAGAGAAGUUUGCUCAGACGACGCUGCUGUAACAGACUUGAAGUUUUUCUUUGUGACUGCUGUACUAAUGACAUGAAAUGUAAUCCAGUUGUAUAAUAGUAUAUAUUGUAGAAUAUUUGGACCUGUACAGAAACUAUAGAAACACAGAUUGUUCAGUUCCUUCAGCUCUUUUUUUUUUUGUUAAUUUCUCUCUGGUUUGCUAAUAAAAUAUUGAUGAUACACGGCUUCGACAUCGCUGUUUGCAUGUGUGAUGAAUUUUCAACCGCAACAAUAAAAUCACUUCCUUCA